AUGUCAAGUGAUAUCCCUGUAUAUCAACGAAAGCCCUACCUUAAUGGUAUUGAGAAGCUUAUAGAGGAUGUGAUGUUGGUCUUUCCGGCUAUUGAUACUUUUGAGGAGUAUAUUAAGGACCUUAUGGAGAGGGACAAUCAUAUGUUCCUUGAAAGUACUCUGAUGCAUUUUCCAAAUAUCAGACUUACCAACAGUCACAUUACAAGGUGAUAUUUAUCAUGAAGGAGAAGAGUUUGAGUUUUUGAUUCUACCAUAAACGGUUUUAGCUGUUUAUUGGAUCCGUACAUAGUGAGAGGCAAUGUUGUAAAACUCCCCGAGUUGGCCGAUUACUCCUCCGAGUACUCGCUACUCGGUCCCUUACCGAGGCGAGUUACAGAAUCCCGAGUACUCCCUGAUCGGCCCCUUAUUGAACUGAACAAUGUUGUAAAAUUCGGUCAACUCGGUGAUUAAUAUGUAUAAUAUACUUAAUGAUUUAUUAUUUAACACACUCACAUAUGAUUAUUACUACAUAUAUAUCUUAAAUUUUUAGUAAUUAUUCACGAAGUUAAACCA
Lactuca virosa is the source of this 552-nucleotide messenger RNA. The record is from the annotation of a GenBank genome assembly. NCBI's taxonomy places the organism in Eukaryota, Viridiplantae, Streptophyta, Magnoliopsida, Asterales, Asteraceae.